GUCUUGGUACUCUACAAAAUUGAAGCACUGGAAGUUUGAAUAAUCGACGCUUGCUUGACUUUUGACUGUGAUGGUGUUGUUUGUCGUUUCCGUAACACAGUUUUGGUUUCACUGGGUCUAAAAAUGGAAUGAGGAAGCGCACAUAACAUAUAUCAGUAGAGACAUGGACUACAGAGCACUCUGACGUGAACCUGUGGAGGAUGUCUUUACCAUGCAGUUGAUUCAGUCUACGAUGUUGGAGGAACACAAAACAACGAUGUUGGCUCAGGAGUUUGUGUUGAGACAAAGGGUAGAUAUCGUGAACGCACUCUGCCGUAGCGGGUCAAGUGAAUAUUUGGAAAGCGUUUUGGAUAUUUUACUGUCACAGGAGCAGCUCACAUGGGAGGACUACCAAAAUAUACUUGUGCCAGGGCGGUCACUCCACACAAACACCAGGCAGCUGCUCGACCUGGUUUUUUCCAAAGGUGUGGAGCCAUGCAUGUACUUGAUGACGGCACUCCAACAGGUUCUGCCCAAAUUUACACGUGCUGGGAGUAACGAAAACAUAAAUGAAGAGAGGGACGUAACAAGUGCCCACGCCUUGAUGACGCAAAGGGCCAGACUGGUACGUGAGCUUAAAGACGUGGAUGGACUCUUGGAUGCUCUGGUUGCUUCAGGACAUUUUUCAUCACUGGACUGUGACGUGGUCAAGCUCCCCACAAGGACACCAUCACAGCAGGUGAGAACUUUGCUUGACCUUGUCCUGGCCAAAGGAGAUCCUGCAGGAGAAGUUGUCUUAAAGUAUGCUCAGCAACAACAGACAUGUGGUUCACUCGUGAAAGGGAGUGAACAAAGUUUACCUAAAGAGUUUUCUAGAUACCAGAAAAAGCUGAGCAGUUCCGUUUUGGCCCAAUCAUCAUUUGUUGGUACAUAUGGAGGAGGCAGCGUCAUGCGUUUGGAUGACAUCUACACAGAGGGCCAGUUGGAGCUGCCACAGGACUUAAGUGAAGCUAAUUGUGUGUGUGUGACCCUGGAGGACAUAAUCGGGGUGGUGGGCACAGUGAACACUGAGGCUGACACUGUGCUGCUAUCUGGAGAUGCAGGCAGUGGGAAGAGCACCCUCCUCCAAAGGUUGCACCUGCUUUGGGCCCGAGGGGCAGCAUUACAAGAAUUUCUUCUGUUGUUCCCAUUCAGCUGUCGGAGAUUAAACUCAGAGCAAAGAGAGCUGUCUGUUAUAGACUUACUGUUUCAGCACUGUUGUUGGCCGGACCGGGACAAAGAUGAGAUUUUUCAGUUCAUUUUAGACAAUCCCCAUCUCAUCCUCUUUACCUUUGAUGGCCUGGAUGAACUCAAAGAUACUUUUUCAGAUGAACAGAGACUUUGCUGCCCAACCCAGUGUGCACCAGUUCCCAUAGUCUUGUUUAAUUUACUCCAGGGGUGUUUAAUGAAAGGAGUGCGCAAAAUAGUGAGUAGUCGACCACAAGCUGUCAGUCCUGCUUUGAAGAAGCACCUUCGCAAAGAGGUGAUUCUAAAAGGAUUUUCCCCUAGCGGCAUUGACUCCUUUGUGAGGAAACACCACAAUGAUCCAACAGUGGCAGUCAAAGUUUUGCAGUCCUUAAAAACAAACAGAGCUUUACUGGGACUGUGCCAUAGUCCAGUCCUGUGCUGGAUUGUCUCUCAGUGCCAUAAGGAGCUACUGGACGGUCAUGAGGAAAGUCCAAAGACGAUUACACAUGCUUACCUUAUGAUUCUGCAGCAUUUCUUCCAGCGUCAUAGCUCAGUUAACACAACUGAUGGAUUAAGUUGGAUGCUGCAGCAUCACACAACUGUCUUACAUUUGGGACAACUAGCCUUUGUUGGAAUAAACUGUUCUGCUUAUGUAUUCUCUCAGGCAGAGCUGAACAAAUGUGGGGUCACAGAGAUGGACGUUGGAAGUGGUUUUCUCAUUCAAAGCAAAAGCAUGUCUUCAAACCACAUUAAAACAUUUGAGUUUCUCCAUGUAACAAUACAGUGUUUUUUUGCAGCUGCCUUCAUUGUUUUGUCUACUACCAUUGAACACUGCACCAUACCCAGACUCUUUAAAACCCAGGACCCACUGAUGGCACCCCUUGGCAGCACAUGUUUCCAUGGUUGUCUGUCCAGCUCUGAGCAACAGCAAAAACCCCUAGACGACAGAGACACCAUAGAAGCGAAACAUCAAAAUAUACAAAUAACAGCAAUGUUUCUAUGUGGAUUACUGUCCCAAAGACAUCAGUUUUUGUGGCUCCAGUGCUGCUCCAGAGCCAAUAUAGAGAAAAGAGCUAAACUGGUGGCUAAAUGUCUGUCCAAAUCCUUGCACAAACACUUCAAAUCCAUUCCUCAGCCAGUUCAAGGAGAAAAGAAAAGUAUGCAUGCAAUGCCAGGCUUUGUGUGGCUCAUCAAAUGCAUCUAUGAGAUGCAGGAGAGCGCAGUAGCUAAAGAUGCCAUGAGCAAGAUGGAUGUCCAACACCUCAAACUGACAUACUGCAACAUUGGUCCAGUGGAGUGCACUGCUCUGGCCUAUGUCCUGCAGCAUUUGAAAAACCCUGUGGGCCUCCAGCUUGAUUACAACUCUGCUGGGGAUGUUGGCAUAGAGCAACUUCUUCCCUGUCUGCACAUCUGCCAGUCACUGUACCUCAGAAACAAUAACAUAUCAGAUGAGGGCAUUUCCAAAUUGAUAACAAAAGGAAUCCUCUGUGAGAAUUUCCAAAAAAUUGCGCUUUUUAACAACAAACUUACUGAUAAUAGCAUGAAAUACUUUUCGGAGCUCCUGAAGAACAGGCAAAAUUUCUUUGCUCUGAGACUUGGAAAUAAUAAUAUAAGUGCAGAAGGAGCUAAACAACUGGCAGAAGGCUUGAAACUGAAUCAUUCACUGAAGUAUUUAGGACUUUGGGGAAAUAAAAUAGGCGACACAGGAGCAGAAGCUCUUGCUUAUGCACUAGAAAACAGCAAAUCCCUGGUGUGGCUCAGUUUGGUAGGCAAUGGUGUUGGGAAUGCUGGAGCUUUUGCUCUCGCCAAUGUCAUUAGGAAUUGCACUUCACUGGAAGAGCUUUGGCUGACUGACAACUGCAUAACCCGUCCAGGUGUGGACAGCCUGAGAGAAGCAUUACAACACAACAUCAGAGUGAAGUCUGUAUGGUUAAAAAAAAAUCACCUCAGUGAGGAGGACAUUGAAGAAUUUGCACAGGAGUCCCGACUGAUCAUCUGAAAGCCUUAUAUUGAUUGUGCAUUUGUAAAUUGUAUUAAACAGACUAAGCUACUAAUCACAC
This is a messenger RNA of Periophthalmus magnuspinnatus, 3266 nucleotides long. RefSeq names its product nucleotide-binding oligomerization domain containing 2 (gene nod2). The transcript has 11 exons. Gene Ontology annotation, biological process: regulation of apoptotic process; positive regulation of canonical NF-kappaB signal transduction; response to muramyl dipeptide. NCBI's taxonomy places the organism in Eukaryota, Metazoa, Chordata, Actinopteri, Gobiiformes, Gobiidae. Gene Ontology annotation, molecular function: protein binding. Bases 212 to 3205 code for a protein of 997 amino acids. Gene Ontology annotation, cellular component: cytosol. The record is from RefSeq and is a predicted model, not a curated record.